Messenger RNA from Tympanuchus pallidicinctus (lesser prairie-chicken), 2817 nucleotides. RefSeq names its product tumor protein p53 inducible protein 11 (gene TP53I11). The transcript is spliced from 6 exons. The record is from RefSeq and is a predicted model, not a curated record. Bases 312 to 881 code for a protein of 189 amino acids. NCBI's taxonomy places the organism in Eukaryota, Metazoa, Chordata, Aves, Galliformes, Phasianidae.
CUGGCCUAGCAGAAGGGUUUUUGUGCUUUUUUUUUUUUUUUUUUUUUUUUUUUUUUUUUUUUUUUUUAAUUUUUGUUUUCUGAACCCUGUGAGAUUUCAUGUGAAAACACUUCCUACAGCCUCGCAGCUGUGAGCCCUGUGGGCUGGAGGCAACAGCUCUCCCUCUGUGGCCAGGCCAGCAGGAGAAUUGUACCCCAGGCUGCCCUGCAAGUGUGGGGCCCGGCCCCACAGCAUUCCCGGCCAGCGUGGCUCAGGCUUCUCCCCUCAGCUCUCCCAGCAGCGGAUCGGAGGCCUGUGGCCCACCCACCACCAUGGCAGCCAAGCAGCCCCCACCGCUGAUGAAGAAGCAUAGCCAGACUGACCUGGUGAGCAGGUUGAAGACACGCAAGAUCCUGGGGGUCGGUGGCGAGGAUGAUGAUGGCGAGGUCCAUCGCUCCAAGAUUAGUCAAGUCCUGGGAAAUGAAAUCAAGUUUGCUGUCCGGGAACCCUUGGGGCUCAGGGUCUGGCAGCUGGUUUCCGCCGUCAUGUUUUCCGGGGUGGCCAUCAUGGCCCUGGCUUUCCCUGAUCAGCUCUAUGAUGCCAUCUUCAACGAGGAGUCAGUGAGCAGCAAGACUCCCAUCCGGCUCUAUGGAGGAGCCCUACUCAGCAUCUCGCUCAUCAUGUGGAACGCUCUAUACACGGCUGAGAAAGUCAUCAUCCGCUGGACCCUGCUGACAGAGGCGUGUUACUUUGCCGUGCAGUUCCUGGUUACCACCGUCUCCCUGGUUGAGAGCAGCCGAAUGGCCACGGGUGCUGUACUCCUCCUGGUCAGCCGAGUCUUCUUUGUUCUCAUCAGCAUUUAUUAUUAUUACCAAGUUGGACGCCGUCCCAAGAAAGUCUAAUUCCUGGGCUUUUUGUCAUGGGAAGGGUGGGAGGGGGGGUUUGUGUCGGUAAUUUUGCAUUAUAACUUUUCUUUUGUUAGUCCCUUUUUGUUAUAAAGUGAUCUACUUCCUUUCCACUUACCGGCAUGAAUCAGUGUGUAACUCGGUGCUGGUGGCAUUGUCAGGUGAUGUCUGGGGAGAGCAGCAUCCUGCGGAACCCCCAGCAGCCCCUGUGCAGGUGGCAAGUGAAGAGCAUGAGGUGGGCUCAGGGAAAGGAGCCAGGUUCCUGGAGAACUGGCUGAUGGGAUCACAGGCUCUGAAACCCUUAAACAAAGCACAAAACAAGAAACCAAAUCUCUGUCCAGUGAAGGACUCGUCUGCUCUCUUUGGUGAGUCUCACAUGUGCCUCUUGGCAUGCAUCCUCGUGUGCCUGGCCCAUGUCCCUGUUAGCACGUGCUGACUGCUUGUCUGGAUGGGAGAUUGUUGGGGGUCAGUGCUGCUGAGUUUGCAGACAGCUGUUCUUCCCUUGCUGCUGGAGAUGCUAGUCCUGGUUUUAUUUUUGCACUGGGUGCUUGCAAAGCUUGGCAGGAGAGGCAGUGAAAGAAACUCCUUGCUUGUUCCCCAUGUAGGGACAGCACUGGGAACAGUGGCACAGCUUGAACUAUACUAGGUGAGAAGUAAAGGAAACUACUGAAAAAAGCCUGUUAAGCAGAGACAUCCCUUUGGUUGGGAUGUUUCAUGACGUUCCUAGGCCAGCAUCCUGUCUCCUUCAUCCCAGCACACUUCUUACAGCAGCAGCUUUGCAGUAGUUUUGGUAGUGGUGACUGUGAGGCAGAGGGGAUGUGGCUUCAGUUAAGUGGGAACUGGAGUCUGUUGUGAAAGCAGUGAGUUUGUCGGACCAAAGCUUGUCCCACUGAGGUGCUUAGGAUACUGUUCAACUGCUACAAAGAACAGCACAGGUGGAGCAGCAUAUGAAGGCAUUACUGUCAAUUAGCAAAGGACUGAAUGUUCUGUAGAGUUCACUGGCCAGUUUCUCCUACAUCUCCUGGGCUUAACAGCACUGGGAGCCCAACUUCUUAGUGCUUUCCUUGUAGAUUAUCCUUGUCCACAGCUGGAGGCUGCAUUGUUGUUCUCUGUGGGACUGAAGCCAGAAGGGCUGCAACAGGAUACGGACUUAAUGGGCUACUGCUGGCAGGAUCAAAGUGAGCCCUGGAACUGAGCUGAUAUCCCAAAGUCCCAGUAGAAGGAUGCCUACGCAAACAGUGCUUGUGUGACCAGCAGACCUCAGAUCACUGGUGAGACAGGGAGCUACAGCUGUUUGCUGUCUGGUACCUUAUAGAGUUAGAAGAAGCUAGCAGGUAGUUACUGUAUGGUGUGUUUGUGUUGUGGGCGUUUAGAAGCAGCUGCCUUGGUGUUGGAACACUGGAUGUGAUGCAUGUGUUGGCCAUGCAGUGUCAGGUAAGAACAUUGGGAGUAGCUGAACCAGGAAACAUUGCAAAUUUUUCCUACAAAUUAAUCCAAGGCAGAGGCAACAUCCAGCAGCAGGCUGAACGCUGGAGCUUCCUACUCUGCCAAGCUGCUUUCAACAAGUCCAAAACAGGAUAGUGAGCAACUAAAAUUUCUAUUUAAGAGAAGCCUUCCUGUUCAGGUGGAAGUGUUAGGCUCUGGAGGGAGAUCAUCUCCCUGUGAGGCAAGAAAUGAUGACAUGCAACCCUGAGGGCAUCACAGAGCUGGCAGCACAGCUAGAAGGCAGCAGCCAUGGCUGCUGCUCCCACCCUGCACACUGGCCGCAUGGGCAGCACAGUGCAUGCAGCCCAGAGCUGCAGUUGUUGGUAUAGGUAAGUGAAGCGUGAGUCUUUGUGUUUUGGGGUCACAUGAAUGUAUACACAGACUGAUUGUUGGGUUUAGGGGGUGGGAAAUAGCAGUUCUAGGGAAAAAAAAAAACAAACAAGUAAAA